GCCUCCUUCCGAGAGUUCUAGGUGUACGUCGCGUUCUCCGAACAUCCACGUCUCAGUGUUUGCACUCUGUCCAGCUGGCUUUGCUGUGGCGCAGUGCCGCGAGAGUGAACGCGCUUGAGUGAAGACGCUGUACUGACGUACUCCAGCCUCGUUUACACUUGUUUGGGAGCGGACCGCUAGCUCUUUCCCUUGAAGCACCACAUGUGCAGCCAGUAGACACAGCCUCCUCGCCCCUGGUCUCAUCCCUCAAAAUCACCCGCGUGCGCGCCUGCAGCACUCACCGGUCAAACUUAUUCAACCCAUUGUUCCAUCCGUAUCCUUCGCUUGCCUAGCAGCGCAUUCGAUCCCGCCUUCUGCCUAUCACCCCAGCCGCGAGGCUGACUUCAGGCACCACUAUGGCGGACAACACACCGGACGCGGGCCCGCGCCGAGCGAGGGCCCCUACCAUCACCAUUGAUACCUCCGCUGCUGGCGGCAACAACACUGGCGAACCUGUGCCUCUUCGUGAAAUCGACAACAGCAGUUCUACUAUGGAUAACGCGUCGCCCGAACUGCGCAGCGCAGGUUCUUUCGAAAGCAAUGCUAGUAGACCAGCCUCCUCGGCGCAUAACGUGUCGUCGCCAACCACGAAGUGGAACACCGGCGGAAACCUUCUGUCGGUACCCGGCGCGCACUCGCGAGGGAACUCAAUGGAUUCGAACGGGGAGCACGUCGAAUCGAAUUCCACCGGUACCUACGUUCCGUCUUCGCAAGGGGAGACGCUUAAGGGAGAAAUGGGACCUACAGAAGUCCUGAACGAUAAAGAUGCUCUUAAGCCUGAUCCUGGCACAGAAGCUGAUUUUGAAGUUGAAAACAACAAGUUUGCGUUUUCGCCCGGUCAGCUUGCCAAGUUGUACAACCCCAAGAGCUUAAGCGCUUUUUAUGCUUUAGGUGGAUUAGACGGAUUAGAGAAAGGCCUGCGAACGGACAGGAAGGCCGGGUUAAGCAUUGAUGAACAGCAUCUUGACGGCACGGUCACGUUCGAGGAAGCCACCAUGCCAAGCCAGACACAAACACCACCGAAAGCAUCCGCCAACGGCGCUGCUCAGAACGAUACGUCUAAUUCAUCAGGCCCGAACACUUUUGCGGAUCGAAUUCGCGUUUUCGCUGAUAAUCGCCUUCCGGAGAAGAAGACAAAGAACAUCUUUCAGCUAGCCUGGAUGGCGUAUAACGAUAAAAUUCUACUUCUGUUGACUGGCGCUGCGGUUAUAUCGCUUGCGCUUGGACUGUACCAGACCUUUGGAGUGAAGCACGAACCGGGCGAGCCCGCGGUCGAGUGGAUCGAAGGUGUAGCCAUUAUCGUGGCCAUCGCAAUCGUCGUUAUUGUUGGUGCUGCCAACGAUUGGCAGAAGGAACGUCAGUUCGUGAAGUUGAACAGGAAGAAGGACGACCGACAAAUCAAAGUCAUUCGCUCUGGCAGAACCCAGCAGGUUUUGGUCUAUGACAUUAUGGUUGGAGAUGUCGUCGCCCUCGAGCCUGGAGACAUGAUCCCCGUCGACGGUAUUCUCAUCCAGGGCCAUGGCAUCAAGUGCGACGAGUCUUCCGCAACCGGUGAAUCCGAUCUUCUGAAGAAGACACCUGGAGACGAGGCCUUCCGCGCCAUCGAAAAGCACGAGAACCUGAAAAAGAUUGACCCCUUCAUCCUCUCCGGCGCCAAGGUGUCAGAGGGUGUUGGCCACUUCUUAGUCACUGCCGUUGGUGUCAACUCAAGCUACGGAAAGACGAUGAUGUCCCUCCGCGAAGACAGCGAAGUCACCCCGCUGCAGUCAAAGCUAAACAUUCUUGCAACGUACAUCGCCAAGCUUGGUAGUGCGGCCGCUCUCCUUUUGUUCGUGGUGCUCUUCAUCGAAUUCCUGGUCAAGCUGCGUGGCAGCGGUACUACUCCAGCAGAGAAGGGCCAGAAAUUUCUCGACAUCCUUAUCGUUGCUAUCACUGUCAUCGUUGUGGCUGUUCCUGAGGGACUACCACUGGCCGUCACGCUUGCACUGGCUUUUGCGACGACUCGUAUGUUGAAGGACAACAAUCUGGUGCGCUUACUUCGAUCUUGUGAGACCAUGGGUAACGCAACGACGAUUUGCUCCGACAAGACUGGUACUCUGACCCAGAACAAGAUGACAGUCGUCGCUGGUUCUCUCGGCACUGUUCUACGAUUCGGCGACCACAAGCUCAAGGCCUCUCAGCAAGAUGCCCCGAUUCAAGAUGUCAGCAAGGGCAAGGAUGUUGCAGAGUCUCCGGUCGAAGGCCCCAAUGAUGUUUCCGCAUCUGAGUUUGCUGGUACAAUCAGCAAAGGCGUGAAAGAACUUCUCGAACAAUCGAUUGUCCAGAACACCACUGCAUUCGAAGGCGAGGCUGGCGGACCUGACCCUUUCAUCGGUUCCAAGACUGAAACUGCUCUUCUCGGUUUUGCACGCGACCAUCUCGGCAUGGGCCACCUCGGCGAGGAGCGAUCCAACGCCAACAUUGUACAAGUCGUUCCUUUCGACUCCGCCAUCAAGUGCUCGGCCGCUGUCGCAAAACUUGCUGACGGACACUACCGCAUGUACGUCAAGGGCGCUUCUGAGAUUCUUCUCGGCAACUGCGACAAGAUCGUGACGGACGCAUCGAAGGAGCUCACUGCAACCUCAAUGACCAGCGAAAACCGCGAGACGCUCGAGCACGUGAUCAUGACAUACGCUUCUCGCUCGCUCCGAACCAUUGGCCUGAUCUACCGCGACUUUGAGAGUUGGCCACCCAAGGAUUCCAAGCCCAAUGAGGAUGACCCGACCCAGGCCUCGUUUACGGACAUCUUCAAGCACAUGACAUUCCUAGCUGUUGUCGGUAUCCAAGAUCCGCUGCGUGACAGCGUCAAGGAAGCCGUCAAGGACUGCCAACACGCUGGCGUCUAUGUCCGCAUGGUUACAGGUGACAACGUGAUGACAGCCAAGGCUAUUGCUGAAGAUUGCGGCAUCCUCGUUCCUGGCGGUGUCGUUAUGGAGGGCCCCACUUUCCGCAAGCUAUCAAAGAAGGAUAUGGAUGCCGUCAUUCCCAAGCUCUGUGUUCUCGCACGCUCCAGCCCGGAGGACAAGCGCAAGCUCGUGAAGCGCCUCAAGGAGUUGGGUGAGACCGUAGCGGUCACUGGUGACGGUACCAACGACGCUCCAGCCCUCAAGACAGCCGAUGUUGGUUUCUCCAUGGGUAUCGCCGGAACUGAAGUCGCAAAGGAAGCUUCUGCCAUUAUCCUUAUGGACGACAACUUUGCCUCCAUCGUAAAGGCUCUGCUUUGGGGCCGUGCUGUCAACGAUGCGGUCAAGAAGUUCUUGCAGUUCCAGAUCACCGUCAACAUCACUGCCGUCGUCCUCACCUUCGUCUCUGCUGUUUCCAGCGAAGACCAGCAGUCUGUGCUCACUGCUGUCCAGCUUCUCUGGGUCAACCUCAUUAUGGAUACCUUCGCUGCUCUUGCGCUUGCAACCGAUCCGCCCACACGAAGCCUCCUGAACAGGAAGCCCGACCCCAAGUCUGCUCCUUUGAUUACUCUCAGGAUGUGGAAGAUGAUCAUUGGCCAGGCUAUCUACCAGCUGGUGGUCACCUUCAUCCUAUACUUCGCCGGCGAGUCUAUUCUGAGCUACGAAAGCGAGAACGAGAAGAAGCAACUGCCGACUCUUGUCUUCAACACCUUUGUGUGGAUGCAGAUCUUCAACGCUCUCAACAACCGUCGCCUCGACAACCGCUUCAACAUCUUCGAAGGCAUCACUCACAACUGGUUCUUCAUUGGAAUCUUGGCUAUCAUGAUUGGCGGCCAGACUAUGAUUGUCUUCGUCGGAGGUGUUGCUUUCUCCGUCACUAGGAUUAACGGCGCUCAAUGGGGCUACUCGAUUGUCUUGGGUUUCUUGUCGCUCCCAGUGGGCAUGAUUGUUCGCCUGAUUCCCGACGAACUCAUCCGCAAGUGCAUCCCCGACUUCUUCAAGAGGAAGCGCAACCCCGAGGUGGUUGUUACCGACGACGACUUUGAGUGGAACCAGGGGCUUCUUGAGAUCCGCGAUGAGCUCGCUUUCAUCCGCAAGUUCCGCGGCGGCCGCCUCAGCGACAUCAAGUACAAGGUCUCGCAUCCCAAGGAAAUCUUCUCCCGAUCGAGGACCAGCUUUUCUCACCCGAGCACGCCCAACAAUGGUGCCGUUGAACAGGAGGGCUCCCCAGCACCCACCCCGUCCAGCCGACACCGAACCAGGUCUCGCUCCAACUCGGCUUUCGGACCCGCUGCUGUCAUGGCCGGUAUUGUGGCCGGUAGCGUUGGAGGGUGGUCGCCAAUCGGAAAGGAUCUCAGCGACACGGGUUCGCUCAAGUUCAGCCGCAACAUGGGCAAGGACGAACUUGAGGCGCAGCAGGGUAUCGAGGUUCACCCCCAGACUAAGCAGUCGGAUCCGAUCCUCGCCCCCGAUGCGCAUGAAUACCGCGGCCCUCCCAGCCAGAACAUGGAGACGACACCAAACUUUACCAUUGGGCCUUUCGCCGGUGACCCCAAGCUGAACGACAAGAAGGACGACACCAAACCUUGAACCUAUAACCUUGCUUUACUGUACAACAACCUGCAUUCAUGGCGUACUCGGAGUUGAGCAGUUCCACGUGCUGCAGCUGGACGUGCAGGCUCCGCAAUACACGUUUUAAUGUAAAUACCCAUCCGACACGGAUAUCUUCGUUUGCUCUCGCGGUGGUGCGAGCCGCUCAGCUGUGUUGCUGAAGCUCUUGACGGUGGAGAUUGUAGAUUUCCUUUCUGCUAGUAGCAAUCAUCUGGUAGUCCGCAAUCCUAUCACCCACGAAAAUACAAUUCAGUCUUCUCAUGCCCUAGUUCUGACGACGUUCCUUGACUCCAUUGCACCCCGACUCCACCCCACCCCUGACCUCUUCCUCACCUACACCUGCCCCCGGCACCCACACAUCAAACACCGCAUGCACCACCCCCGGCGCAUACAUCUUCACCCGCUGCACAUGCACAACCCUUACCCGCCUCCCGCCCCCCCAC
This is a messenger RNA of Boeremia exigua, 5035 nucleotides long. Its product is annotated as calcium transporting P-type ATPase-like protein. Lineage: Eukaryota; Fungi; Ascomycota; Dothideomycetes; Pleosporales; Didymellaceae. Gene Ontology annotation, molecular function: P-type calcium transporter activity; ATP hydrolysis activity; ATP binding. The coding region runs from base 396 to 4571 and encodes 1391 amino acids. Gene Ontology annotation, cellular component: membrane; intracellular membrane-bounded organelle. Gene Ontology annotation, biological process: calcium ion transmembrane transport; intracellular calcium ion homeostasis. The transcript has a single exon. The record is from RefSeq and is a predicted model, not a curated record.